Schistosoma haematobium is the source of this 1346-nucleotide messenger RNA. RefSeq lists its product as uncharacterized. Lineage: Eukaryota; Metazoa; Platyhelminthes; Trematoda; Strigeidida; Schistosomatidae. The coding region runs from base 536 to 1000 and encodes 154 amino acids. The record is from RefSeq and is a predicted model, not a curated record. The transcript has 5 exons.
UCUCGUGGAGGGGGUGUUGUUUACGGAAUUGAGAGGACGAAAAGCGAAUGUCCGGCACUUUAACCGGGUUGGUGGACACGGAGAGUUCAACUAGAGGAUUUGGAAAACACUGAUUCCAAACUAAUAGUGUACAUGGGUUCCAGUGUCCUGAAAGAACAAAUGGCGUAUGGACCAAUCGUUGGUCACCGGCUACCAUGGGACUGCAUCUCCUCACGAUGCCUCACUGCCUUGUGGAUCAGACCUUCAGGUCGAAGGCUCUUGAGAGAACCACCUGCUUCGGUUUGGGCACCCUGGUAGUAUCACAGCCCUCACACAAAUCAAAUGAGAUUUUUGUGGCGCAUAUGUAUUUGGUGCCUCCUUGGACCAAUAUUUAUGUCUUCAAAUAAAAUAAAUAAUAACAAAUACAGAAAAAUAAAAAAAGUAUGAAUAAUUUAUAUAACACACUUUAUUUAAGUGUAUUUUCAAUUACAAACUAAUUACCAGGUAAAUAUUAAUUAUUGAAUAAAAGAAAAUAUAUCACUUAAAGAGUACAAUAAUGAAAAACAUGCUUAAUGUUACGAUACAUCAUCAUCAUAAACAUGUAGAUUUUAUAAAAAUCAUCUUAUAUAUUUAUUGGAUAUGUUCAAGUUAUGUAAAUUGUAUGAGAUAUAAUACAGUUUAUCAAAAUGAUGAUUUAUCAUCUGUCUAUAAAAUGCCUAAGAAACAUUCAAUGAAAUUGAAAGUUUUCAUUGAAUGUCGUCGUGACUGUUCAACUAAAUGUAAUCAUAGUCUGUUUGUUUAUUUGGCUAAUGAAAAUGAAUGUUACACUUGUUUGAUUGAGUGUAUGUCUGCCUUUACACAACAAGCAGAGAAAGUUGGAAUUCAAUUAAAGGAUAUAAAGAAAUCAAACGAUGCUAAUUUAUUAUCUGAUAGUUUGUAUGCACCUGGAAAGAAAGUAAGACGUCGCCAUCUUCGUCAAGACCAUAUCACACAAGAACAAUUUAGAAAAAGAUCAGAAUGAUAACUACAGAUUAGUAAAAUGAAUAUUCCUGAUGCCCAUCUAAGUUCUUAAAACUGAAAUAGUGACCAUAAUUUAUGACAUUGGAUGAAUAAACAUAAACCAACAAUAUAAUAUAACUCAUUAUUGUCGAACUUUGUAAUAGUAACAAUAAUAAUAUUAAUAAUAGUAAUAUGAUGUUCUUGUAAAAUUUUACAUCAUAUUUUUUAUUUCAUUUGUUCACUGUCAUCAUCAUUUUAGGGAACAUCUUUUUAUUUCAGUAAUCAUCAUUAACAGUCGUUCUUAAAAGCACUUUUCCCAUUUCUUGAUAUAUGUUCAAUUAAUACAAUUAUAAAUCAUCAACAAUGAA